Bipolaris zeicola 26-R-13 is the source of this 1662-nucleotide messenger RNA. RefSeq lists its product as uncharacterized. The record is from RefSeq and is a predicted model, not a curated record. Lineage: Eukaryota; Fungi; Ascomycota; Dothideomycetes; Pleosporales; Pleosporaceae. Gene Ontology annotation, cellular component: membrane. Gene Ontology annotation, biological process: transmembrane transport. The transcript has a single exon. Bases 1 to 1662 code for a protein of 553 amino acids. Gene Ontology annotation, molecular function: transmembrane transporter activity.
AUGACAACGCCAACGCUUCCAACAAGCCAACCCACCUUGGACCAUGGCAACCUUACACCAGCACCUCCAAACUCGAAAGACUUCGCGCCACCAACAACGUUAGAAAAGGCCGAAGAAGGCAUCAAUAUGCCCCGCCGAGUUUCAUACAGCGAAUCCGAUAUCGAACGCCUAGGUCGCGAGCGCCCACAAGCAUUUGGCACUUUUCUUCAGGAGCUGGGCUUCUGUUUCGCCCUUUUGGGCUCCAUGUUCAUGUCCGAAUACAUGAUCUCUGGGUUUACCAUUCUCCUGCCCGACCUCGCUCGAGAGCUCGACAUCCCCACCAAGGCACAAACAUGGCCCGCUUCCGUCUUUUCUCUCGUCACAGGAGCGUUUCUCUUGCCCUUUGGCCGACUGGGUGACAUUUUCGGAGGUUACCUAGUCUUCAAUGUCGGUCUUGUCUGGUUCAUCAUUUGGUCCCUUAUUGCCGGCUUCUCACAGAACUACAUCAUGUUGAUUAUGUGUCGGGCAUUGCAAGGAUUUGGUCCUGCAGCAUUCCUUCCAUCUGGCAUCAUGCUGUUGGGCUCCAUAUAUCGUCCUGGUCCAAGAAAGAAUCUUGUUUUUAGCCUGUAUGGUGCAUUCGCCCCUGUUGGUUUCUUUACUGGCAUUUUCUUCGCGGGCAUCUCUGCACAACUCGCAUCGUGGGGCUGGUUCUUCUGGAUCGGUACCAUCAUCCUCGUCGCUGUAAGCGUAGCGUCGUAUUUCUGCAUACCUAAAUAUAAGGUCGAGGCCAAUCAAAAGGUUGAGGCACCAGUCAAUGUUGUCAAGAUGGAUUGGUGGGGCACCGCAACCGUAGUUCCGGGGCUUGUCCUGGUAAUCUUCGCACUUACAGACGGGAGCCAUGCCCCACAAGGCUGGGCAACUCCGUACAUCCCUGUAACAUUCAUCUUAGGCUGGAUCUUCCUCGGUGCCUUCGUUUACAUCGAAGGCUGGGUAGCUGAGCAGCCUCUCCUCCCCAGUGAUCUGUUCAAGGUCAAGGGCAUGAAACCCCUUGGACUGGCUCUCUUUUUCCAGUACGGAAACUUUGGCGUAUUCAUCUUCUAUGCCAGUUUCUAUAUCAAAGACGUUGUCGGCGCGAGCUCACUCCUCACUGCCGCAUGGUUCACGCCCAUGUGCAUCGGUGGCUUGAUCCUAGCUACCAUCGGCGGACUGGUUCUACACCUAUUGCCCGGUCGUAUCCUACUUAUUAUCAGUGGAGUGGCAUUCAUUCUCUCCACUCUUCUCUUCGCGAUCCUUCCUGCACAGUUCAAUUUCUGGGCCUGGAUCUUCACCGCCAUGAUAUGUGCUACUCUCGGCAUCGACAUUACUUACAAUGUGGCAAACAUCUUCAUUACCACAUCGCUACCAAAAGCGCGUCAAGGCCUUGCAGGCUCUUUCAUGAACUCUAUUCUAUUUCUAGGCAUAGCAGUGUUCUUGUCACUUGCUGAUCUAGCAGUGAGCGAGACAAAAGAGAGGGGCAAGAGAGAGAGCUACAAAGUCGCCUUUUGGCUUGCUACAGGCAUUGCGGCGGCGGCCCUCGUCAUCAUGUUUUUCGGUGUCAAGAUUGGCAAGGCAAAGAGCGAGUUGACAGUUGAGGAGAAGGCGGAGCUGGAAAAUGAAUUGGUUCGAAGAAAAACUAAUGAGUAG